Penicillium mononematosum is the source of this 822-nucleotide messenger RNA. RefSeq names its product alpha/beta hydrolase. The record is from RefSeq and is a predicted model, not a curated record. The coding region runs from base 1 to 822 and encodes 273 amino acids. Gene Ontology annotation, cellular component: cytoplasm. Gene Ontology annotation, biological process: protein depalmitoylation. Lineage: Eukaryota; Fungi; Ascomycota; Eurotiomycetes; Eurotiales; Aspergillaceae. Gene Ontology annotation, molecular function: palmitoyl-(protein) hydrolase activity; carboxylic ester hydrolase activity. The transcript has a single exon.
AUGGAGUUCCCUAAACCCCACAUCCACCAUCCCCAAGCCCCCCAUACCCACACGGUUAUCCUCCUACAUGGUCGUGGCAGCGAUGGCCCCGAGUUCGCCGAAGAACUUUUCUCAUCUUCAACCUCCAAAGGCAAAAACCUGCCCUCCUGUCUACCCUCCUACCGCUGGGUCUUUCCAACCUCACGCGACCGAUGGAGCACUACAUUCGAAGAGGAGAUGUGCGCCUGGUUUGACGCCUACUCCCUAGACAAUAUCCACGAACGACAGGAACUACAGAAAGACGGAAUAAGAGAGUCAGUCUUACACAUCCUCGAUAUUCUCGAGGGGGAAGCUCGACUUUUAGAUGGGCGAUUUUCCCACAUCUAUCUUGGAGGCAUGAGCCAGGGGAUGGCCACUGCCUUGUGGACAUUCUUGGCUGCAACCGCGACGGGCCGGAUCCAAGUCCCACUAGGUGGUCUACUAGGCUUUUGUGGUUGGUUGCCAUUCGCGCAGCAGCUAGAGCAGUUGCUAUCCGGUCCAUCCCUUAGUCCUGGCAGCGCUCAGGCACAGAGUCUAAUAUCCGGGUUCUACUUUGCUGAAAUUGCUGAGAUAUCGCACUCCGAUCAGUCUGUUCAUAAUUCUGUUUUAUCUACGCCUGUGUUUCUAAGUCAUGGAUCAGAUGAUCCAUGGGUAUCUGUGGAGUUGGGACGACAGGCAUGUCAAGUUUUGCAGAGGCUCAUGGUACGCGUCGACUGGCAGGAGUUCACUGGCGCAGAGGGUGACGGCCACUGGGUUAAGGAACCUGAGGGCUUUGACCAUAUUCUGAAGUUCCUUGAAGGUUGA